AUGCAACAACCCUUGCUGAUGGAUGCGAACGGUGCUGCUCAACCGACCACAUUCGCAGUUCAAGCGAGCGAUGGUAGUCUUAUACCGGUUCAGCUAGCAACUUCUGCCGGUGGGGGUCAAGUUAUCAUGUUUCUCCAAAGCGCUGCUCAGCAGACCAUAUAUGCUGCCCAACCCAUUGUCUCUGCAGCUGCUACCAAUCUGGAUGCUGGCCUCGCAACAACUCAGGGCCAGAUAAUUAGCACCUCCGUCGACGAUGAAAAUCAUAUACUUCAACAGCUACAACAAGCACCGCAAGUUCAGGUACUCCAUCAAGCACAGGCUGCUUCGAUCCCCCAAACAGUUUCCUCGGCUCAAGUGGUACAAGUCUCGAGUCCCAAAGGAGACGGUACCCUUUCCGAAUCCGUUGGUGCGGCACAGGCCGCUGCUAGCGUUUCUCCUGGUCUGCCUGUGGGAGAGGAACCACUUUACGUUAAUGCAAAACAGUACAAUCGGAUCUUGAAAAGAAGACAAGCGCGAGCUAAGUUGGAAUCCCAAGGACGCAUACCGAAGGAACGCCCGAAGUAUCUCCACGAGUCCCGGCAUAAACAUGCCAUGAACCGCGUCCGCAGUUCUGGUGGUCGUUUCUUCUCUGUUCCUAAUUAUUCAGAGGCAAACAACAGUACUGCAUCAACCUCGUCCAGCAGUUCUUCAUUCCGACCAACCGAAGACACAAAACUGAAACAAGUAACUCAGUAA
This is a messenger RNA of Echinostoma caproni, 735 nucleotides long. Lineage: Eukaryota; Metazoa; Platyhelminthes; Trematoda; Plagiorchiida; Echinostomatidae. The record is from the annotation of a GenBank genome assembly.